AUGCCUAGUUUGCCAGCUCUUGUUAUGCUCUUCCCGAUUAUUUCAGCUGCGGAAUCUCUAGUUCUAUUCAUCCACUACUCAUCUCAGCAACCCCCAAAACAAUACCAACAAUCUACUCCACCUUGGUGGGCUUUUGGCGCAAUUUCAGCUUCAAUUGUACUUCUAUGCAACGAGUACCGACUCAUGGUACCAGGGCUUGUUUGGGGUAUUUCUGGCCUUCUCACUAUUGGAGUGGUGCGAGCGUUAUUGGUUAUCGAGUCGUGGCACGACUUCGAAAUCGAGGCAAGGCUUCAGCGAUUUCACGGAUUCAUCAUUAUGACACUUCUCUCUGGACUGGUUGUCAGCUCCGCGAUAGCCUGUUUAUUCGAGUCGCCUGCAGAGCUGCAUGUGCGCUCACGAACCUUGGGAUUGAUGUUUGUUAAUAUAGUUACGGUCACCGGUACCACAUUCACUGGCACAUCUUUACUGGCAUAUUCCCCGAUUUCACUACUUGAUGCCAAGCCAGUAUACUCUACCAAGCUGGGGCCUGGAGCCGAGCAUUACACAUCAUUUGCCUCCAGUAUCCUCGUCCUAGUAGCAACGCUUUGUUCCCAGCCAGCGACAGUGGUUUCUUGGGUUCAGAUCCUUAUGUAUCUACUCGGCACCCUUUGCGUCCUACGGAUGUACGAAGCCCAUGAUACUGUUGUCGAAGCUACGGAUCUUAUUCACCAACUUUUCCGUACGUUUCGCAAUAAUUCGACAGGGACGCCACGCAAAGUUUUGUCUAUCGGCAUUGUUUCGUUUGUGUUUGUCUCCCUCGGUGUUGCAUUGUUUGUCCUCGAAUCUGUAUCCCUCGCAUCAGCCUCAUGCCAGGACUCUACUUCGGUAGAUUCCACCUACAGUGCCCCCUCAUCAUUCGAUAUAGUCAUCAGCGCAUAUCUCGAAGAGCCAGAACAGAUCAAGAGCCUGCUUGACUCGCUGAGGAAAACUGCAUAUCUCAGAAAUCAAAGACCGAACGUCAUACUUUAUACCAAAGACCCAGAGGCGAACAUUGCGGCAUUGAAAGAUGCUACAAGCGCCAACGUUGUUAAACAACUGGAAAAUGUCGGCCGGGAGGGAGGAACAUAUUUACAUCACAUUGUUACGAACUGGGACAGCCUUGCCGAAAAGACGAUGUUUAUCCAAGCUCACGCGCACAAUAUGCGAGAGCUCCUCCCAAAGAUCGAAGAUUACCUGGUCGCAGACACAGGAAUGUUGAGUUUGGGAUUCGCAGGUGUGACAUGUAGCUGUUUAGAUUGUCAAGAUCGAUGGGGUUGGAAGGACCACGAUAACGUCAUCCCAACCCUUUACCAGCAGAUAUACAACCAAACUUGCGACUCGAAUACCCCGAUUUUACUAUCGUAUAAAGGGCAGUUUGUUGCGAGUGCUAAGCGGAUACGGGGAAUUAGUAAAUCGAUAUAUGAGAGGCUACUGCUUGCUACAACGACAAUGGAGGGUUGGGGCAACAACCGAGAUCUAAGCGACGAGCAGUCGCUUGAUGACCCGGUUUUUGGUUUCACUAUGGAGAGGAUUUGGGGAUUGGUAAUGCAAUGUGCUACUGAUGAUAGAGUAGCUGUUCGAUGUCCUAGCCUCCUCAGUGGAAAGGGAUUGGGUGGCGACGUGAGAGACUGCCAAUGCUUUGAUCCCUGA
Messenger RNA from Cadophora gregata, 1668 nucleotides. RefSeq lists its product as uncharacterized. The record is from RefSeq and is a predicted model, not a curated record. The transcript is spliced from 2 exons. The coding region runs from base 1 to 1668 and encodes 555 amino acids. Lineage: Eukaryota; Fungi; Ascomycota; Leotiomycetes; Helotiales; Ploettnerulaceae.